AUGAUAGCAGCGCCGGCAAGAAGCCGGCCCCUGGUCAUCGUCAUCGUUACGACGAUUGCAGUCCUCCUUCUCUACGCCCUCCUCACCGAGACGCAAUACGUCACGUCGGCACCAAAGCUCUCGUCGACGCUCGGCGACUUCCACCAGGGCUACGCGCCAGAUCCCAAUGCCUGGCUCGGCAGCACGACCGAGCCCAACACGAGAUUUACAUACAAGACAAGGAGCGGCUGGACCUUUGUCCCAGAGCGCGACGAGAGAAACCUGGGCCUGAGCGAGGAACAAUGCAAGGCUGCAUUUCCUCUGCAGUACUACGAGAUAGACCGUGCCCGCGAGUGGCACGCGGCCCGAGGUGGCAUCAAUGAGAGCCAGAUCGCUCUGUGGAGGACAGAGCCUGACAAGGCCCAUGGACAGCUUCGCCUGCUCAUUUACGAUGGCGAUCUGUAUGUUGUCGGCGAGAAACAGGGCGUCGUCGACCGCACGCGAUACCUGGACGGUGCCGCCAUGAUCUACCGUGCCAUCACCGCCAUUCCUGACCCGCGCGUCCUUCCCAACAUUGAGUUCACGCUCGACCGCAUGGACCAUCCCAACCCGGAGCCCGUGCGGCCAGGCCGUAUCGCCUGGGGCUGGACACGACACAGGUCCGACAACGACACAUGGGUCAUGCCCGAUUUCAACGGCUGGGCCUCGUCGUCAUGGGACACUGUGGGUGGAUAUCGCACCUUCCGGGAGAAGACGAAGAAGUUCCUCACGCCAUUUUCGGAGAAGACACAAAAGGCCCUGUGGAGAGGCCAGAUCAACGUGGGACAGAAGGUCAGCGUGGUGCGCAGCAAGCUCCUCGAGGCGGCCAAGAACAAGACCUGGAGCGACGUCGACCAGAUCCGCUGGGAAAACGGCAACAAGGGCGUGGUGGCCAUGGAGGAGCACUGCUCGUGGCAGUACCUCAUCCAUACCGAAGGAAACUCGUGGAGUGGCCGGCUGCGCAACCUUGUCAACUGCAACUCGGCCAUCAUCAUCCACACGCCACUCGAGUACACGGCCCAUUUCUACUCGGUCCUCAAGUCUGCUGGGCCAAGUCAGAAUUACAUUGCCGCCAAGAGCGACUGGUCAGACCUCGACGAGCUCAUGACCUACUACCUCGCGUACCCCGCCGAGGCGGCCAAGAUUGCCGACGAGACGAAACGCACCCUGCGCGACCGCUACAUGACGCCGGCGGCCGAGGCGUGCUACAUCCGGCAGAUGAUCCACGAGUGGGCCAAGGUCCAGAACUACGAGCCAGAGUUGUACAAGCUGACGGAGGACGGCAAGGAGCGGAUGCGCGGCAAGAGCUGGGAGCGCUUCGCGUUCCUGUCGCCGCCUCGUUUCGACAUACCGCCGCCGCCGAACGACUACUUCUUCAAGUCGGACAAGGUAGACUUUGAAGAUUGA
Microdochium trichocladiopsis is the source of this 1425-nucleotide messenger RNA. RefSeq names its product glycosyl transferase family 90-domain-containing protein. The record is from RefSeq and is a predicted model, not a curated record. NCBI's taxonomy places the organism in Eukaryota, Fungi, Ascomycota, Sordariomycetes, Xylariales, Microdochiaceae. The transcript has 2 exons. The coding region runs from base 1 to 1425 and encodes 474 amino acids.